Molecule: messenger RNA, 801 nt
Organism: Juglans microcarpa x Juglans regia
Lineage: Eukaryota; Viridiplantae; Streptophyta; Magnoliopsida; Fagales; Juglandaceae
Exons: 4
Coding region: 1-801 (266 amino acids)
Source: RefSeq, a predicted model, not a curated record
AUGGAGGAUUGCGGUGGAGAGAAGCAGUUGGGGAAUGGCGGAUUGAAUGGCGAUAUUAGUAAAGAUGAGUCUAUUUCAAAUUUCAAUUUCAAUUCAAAUUUAGAUUUGGAUCAUGAUAAAGAGCAUGUUCAAGUUGUUAGGGAUAAGGUGGGUACGGAGAAUGAAGAAGGGGAGGGUGUUUGGGUUGGUAGUAAUGUUCUAUAUGUCGCUAAUAACUACUUGGAGGAAAACCAAGAGGGGGGAGCUUCGAAUGAGGAGAGGGGUGCUCUGGUUAAGGAUCAAGGAGAAGGAGAUGAUUGGUAUUUCACAGGGGUGUAUGGGCAUCUUGAUGCAAGCAAAAGGCAGCUUGUUUGGGGUUUGCUUCUUAAUUUGAAGCCAAUGGAUCAUUUGGCUUGGAUGAGAAGGAAACAUAAUAAGUUAUGCAGUGUCAAAGAUGCAGUCGGGGUUAUUAGAGAAGGUGACAAGGCCAUUGCUAGUGCGUUUAUGGAUCAUUUUCAAAGCAUCUAUUCUUCUUCAAAUCCAAGUGGUCAGGAAUUAGAAAGGUGUUUUCAGACAAUGGAGAGAAAAGUGACAGAUGGUCCGGAUGGUUUUGGAACUGGUUUCUACCAAGAACAUUGGAGUGCAGUGCGGGGAAAGGCAAGUUUAGCAAUUCUUGACCUUUUAAGUGGGGGUAACAUGCCUGAAAAUGUUAACCAUACUUUGAUUGCUUUAAUACUAAAGAACAAUAAUCCUACUAUUGUUCAUGAGUAUCGACCUUUGCUUUAUGUAAUGUCUUCUAUAAGAUCAUUGCUAAAACUUUAG